CACAUCUGACGUCAGGGUCUUGCUCCAAAGAUAAAGCUUCAUAUGAAGUACAAUGUUCGAUCGAGACGAGCGGCGGACCUGGAGCGGCCCGGCGGCGCUGAGCACCUGAGGACGCACCUGAUCCUCCUCCGUCUCCCGCCCCCAAUCUGGAGCAGCCGGCGGAGCGCAGAGGGAACCAUGAGCGCAGCGUGCCUCUGAACACGGAGUUUCUCUCGGAGAGAUAGAGGGGAAAAUGGGAAUGGCGAGUGAGGAUCUUCUCGUGACUCUGCAGAUACUACCUGGUUUCUUUUCGAACUGUCUCUUCCUCGUCCUGUACGACUCCGUGGUGCUGGUGAAGCGCGUCGUGGCGCUGCUCAGCAGCUCCAGGUCCGGCGGCUCCGGAGAGUGGCGCCGCAUGCUGACCUCCGCGGGACUCCGCUCCAUCUGGAACAGUUUCCUCCUGGACGCAUACAAGCAGGUGAAACUUGGCUGCGAGGCACCCAACUCCAAGGUGGUGAAGGUGCCAGAUGGCCCUCGGUGUAGCAUUAGUAAUGUGACCAAUGUGCCAACUGGUGCCAGGAUGCGAAAUGGGGACGAGUUUCGCCUUCUGGAUUUUGGCUCAUCAGAUCGCCCUCUGGUGGUCAACUUUGGCUCAGCCACCUGACCCCCCUUCAUCAGUCACCUCCCAGCUUUUCGACAGUUGGUGGAGGACUUUAGUGAUGUGGCUGACUUCCUGUUGGUGUACAUUGACGAAGCUCACCCAUCUGAUGGCUGGGUGGCCCCUCCUAUGGGCUCCUCCUCUUUCAAUGUACGGAAGCACCAGAACUUGGAGGAGAGACUUGGAGCAGCGCGCAAUCUCACUGAGCACUUCUCACUGCCACCACAGUGUCACCUGGUGGCAGACUGCAUGGACAAUAAUGCUAAUGAGGCUUACGGUGUGUCCAAUGAACGAGUGUGCAUAGUGCAACAGAGAAAGAUUGCCUACUUGGGUGGUAAGGGGCCUUUUUUUUACAAUCUGAAGGAUGUGCGGCAAUGGCUGGAACAGAGCUAUGGUAAACGGAAAACUCUUUUCCAGCCCAGGAAGUUUUCCUGUCUGGUCCAGCAAAGACGUGGUAGGAAGGACUGACACCAGUCAACUGGGUCUCAUUCUGCGUGUGGUUAGGUGUAGGUUGCGAAAUGCUUUGAUUAAGGUGAGGGAAAGAUGAAUAUUGAGAAAACAAUAUCCCAACCAGAAAUUUCCCCCAAAAAAGCCUCAUUCACAAUAAUGAAUCAGCACUGUCAGCUGCUUGUCGACCCACCACAGACACAUGUCCAAACUCUACUUGAACCGACCCGGCACACAUAUAUUUUCCAAGCUUCACCCAAGCCAAAAUUUGGUUGUGAAACUGGUUAUCAACCGAAAGUGAUAUUCAAACAGGUGAAAUGACUAGAAUAACAUUAGCAUUGGAAAACCUUUUAUUAAUUAGCAUAUAGGUUAAACUAUAAAUGGAAAAAUUUAUGGUUGCAUGCCUGUAACAUAAUGUGAGUCGAAUGAUGGAAGAAAUUUAUCUUGAUAUGUGAUGCAACAGGCUUGACCUUUAUUCACUGGAAAAAUACAGUGUGCAUAUUAUUUUCCUCACAAAAGACAACAGGUGGUUUGGUUUCCAUUUCUCAUCUGUCUCCUUGCCUUGGUCUGCGCUGCAGUGAUAGAAUAAGAAAGUAAAGGCAUCAACACUGUCAGGCAAUCUGUGAGGUGUGAAAGAAUCUUUGCACAAUUAAAAUGAAGCUAUAAUCAGUAUUUAAUAGUUAUUCAAUUGGGUAAAUUGUCCUUCCAUUUGUUACAAGCUCAAUUUUAAAACCACAGCCGACUCAGAAAGCCUAGAACAGCAAAACAAUUACACUGCUCUAUGAACACGUCUAAUGCUCUUUCUCACUGUCACUUUACUGGUCAAUCUGUUGUCCCUGUCAGGACAUUGUUGUAAAGGUGAUUGGUUUUUUUUCUGGUUUGGAUCUGACAUGACCAUAGUUGGGAUGUGAACAGGUUUUGAUCUGAGCCUCUGAAGUUGCUGCUCCACAGCAGAUUAGCAGUGCAGCACAGGUUACCAUGGUGAUUCACAGUCAAAAGCAGCUUCGUGAUACUGGAAAAAUCCAGAGAUUAGAAGAGUAGCCCAGAGAGGGAUAACCUUAAUCCCGCUUUGUGAUGCAGGCCCCUAGUCCAAAAAUGACUUAAGGACAAAUAUAGACAGAAGGCAAAUUCUGGUGGUAGCAUGAUGGUUCAGCAAUUGAGAGUUGAAAUGUAAAAUGAUGUUAAAGAAACUCAUCUUUAAAUUAAUUAAAUAGAAUUCCAUCACAUGGGCAAAGAUCACCUCAAUUUUGUAUUCACUUCACUGUCUGAACUUGCCUUAGAGACACACACAGAUCAAGACCCAGAGCUGGUUACUCUGUUGUUAGAAACUGAGUGGACCUGUCAACACCUGUAUGAUACACUUUCAAAUGUCUUUUAUGUCUUAAAACUGAACAAACAUGUUUUGUGUUCUUCUGCACAGAUUUUAAUUAUGUGGAUUUUGAUAACAUGAAAGUGCUUAAUGUUCUUAAAUAUUGAAAUAUUCUCAACAUGUUAAGAUUGACAGUUGGAGGUCUGUUAAGUGUGCGUGGUUAUGUAUGGUUGAGAUGGGUACAGAAUGUGUGAAGCUCUGUCAGUCAGUGUGUAGCAUUGAAGCUCCAUUGGAAACACGGAUGCUUUGUUCUGGUCUCCGAGACAAAGGUGUGCAAAUGAAAACCUUUGGCAAAAGAGUCGACGACUCAGCCUCUGGUUGGAUGUGAACUGCACCUGGUCAAUGAGACACAGAACUGUUACAUCUGCUUUCACUGUCAAUGUGCUACAGUAUAGACCUACAUCUCUGUGAUACACACAGAACUGAAAACUUCUGUUCUUUUGGGCUUUUUUCAUUCUUGCUUAGUGCAAUGUUUUGUUUUUCUAGAAUGUCAAAGGAGAGAAAUAAAAGGAGAGUGUUUGCUGCCAAAA
Molecule: messenger RNA, 2983 nt
Organism: Limanda limanda (common dab)
Lineage: Eukaryota; Metazoa; Chordata; Actinopteri; Pleuronectiformes; Pleuronectidae
Gene: dio2
Product: iodothyronine deiodinase 2
Exons: 3
Molecular function (GO): thyroxine 5'-deiodinase activity
Source: RefSeq, a predicted model, not a curated record